GUGUAAUUCGCCCCGCGACGACUAGUGCGCGCGUUUCCCCCGCGUGACUGCGUAUACAGUGCUCUUCGCGCGCACACCACUACCACGACUAUCACUAAUACUGCUACUACUACUACUACUACUACUACGACAACAAUAACAACAACUGUUACUACCGCUGCUACCACUACCACAUUAUAACUAUAUAGUGCUGCCGGUAACCGGCCUGUAGCAGAUCAGUCUACUACCGUAAGUCGGCCGGUGUGUGCGUACCCGCGCGCUUGCGAUCCGUCGAGCGGCAAAAUACAGGAAAAAAAAAUAAAAAGGAAAAACGUUUUCAAAAUCGAAUUGACUUCGCUGAUAACGGGAGACGCGCGACCCGCGUGUGGCGGCGAUUGCGUCAGCGGUGCGUUUGAUAUCGCUCCGAUCUCAUCGUAAAUUAUAUAGGUACGCGUAUCGUCGUCGUCAUAGUUAUUACCUAUACGCAUUAAUUAUUAUCGGUUUAAUUAUAACAUCAUAAUCAUAAACGGUCGUAUAAAAAUCAAAGGUGGUCGGUUUGAAUUUUUUUGCCGCGUCUUAUCGUUUCGCCGCCCGAUUAAAACGCGUUAUUAAUAUCAUUAUUAUUAUUAUCAAUAUUAUUGUUGUCGCCGUGGUCCGUCGAUUGGUCUUUAUUUCUUUUUGAUCCCGAUAAAUCAUCGGCGCAGUUGGUUAUAUUAACUGAUCGUUUCAUACAGUUCGAUGAUGGCCGUUCGGACGCCGGCGCCGAGCAAACCGCCGGCGUAAAGCUCAGACGGGAGUUUCACCAAAGUCGAGUAACUCUAACACUCACCCCCGCUUGACGAAGCCGGGCGAAAAGAAAUCGCAACAGUCACCUGAACACGAUGAACACGGCGGCAGCGGUGGCGAUUUCGGUGCUGCUACUGCACUCGGCCACGAUCGGUUUUGUGACUCCGGUCGAGGUACAUUUUGACAACCCGGACGGAGGGUUCUUCGUCCGACAUCCUAUCGGAGGUGGUCCCGGCAAUAACCGUCAACAACAACAAUUGGGCGGCGGUGACAAUGACGACAAUGACGACGACGCCGGCGGUGGGGCCGUGCUCAGCGUGGACAGGUUCACCGUAUUGCAGGACGUACCGCAGACAUCGAUCAGGGCCAGUUACGGACCGUUCUCCACCAAGCAAACGGUACCGUCGCGUUACCUGAUACCGGAUCCAAACUCGUCCGGAAUGUCCGGUGGCGUUAACGGUUCCGGUUUAUCGACGGGCUACUCGUCGACCGUGGACAUAUCAUCGAUGGACGUGUCCGCGCACUUGGUCCAGAGGCGCGUGUACCGCGAAAACCCGGUGGUCCGGACGUUGUUCCACGUCGGUUACAGCGUGGUCAGAUCGCAGUCCGGUUCCGGUCCGCCUCCUUCGAUUUCGCUGUCCGCCGCGGACGCGACCGCCGGCGGUUCCGUGCGGUCGGCUUCCAGCUCGUCUUCGUACGGAAAACUGUGCGCGGUGGCCAAGGCCACGUUCGAGGGAGCCGAGCGGCCGGUCACUGCCGCGUGCAAGCCUGACCCCAAGGACGGCGUGUGCACCGCUCGGCUGGUGUUGCCGGCCAAGUGGUGGCCGCCGCUGAACCCGCCGGACGCCAAGCCGGUUAAGACGCCACAGCGGUACGUGCAGAUAUCGUACGCGCUGCUCGAGUCCGACCACCGGUGCAGCCAGUCGGACGUGCAGCUGCAACCGUUCACGUACAUCGGACAGGCGUCCCUAGAGCACGCACAGCGCCCGUACAAGGAGCUCAAGACGGACGCGUACCUGUUGACACUCGUCCCGUCUGUGCCACUGUAUCCCAAGUCGUUUACGUACGUGCCCGUGUUCUUCGACGCCGGGCCCAAGGAGCAGAACAUCAAAGGGUUUAUACUCAGAGCCAAAGUGAAGAACGGGUUGCGCGUGUUGAACGCCGAAAACAGCGACCCGGAACGAUGGACCAUCAACUACACGUCGAACCCUAGGGGCACUCAGAUCACGGUAACGGCCGUGCACAAGGGGCUGCCCGCCGCCGCCGGCACCGCGUGGCCGAACUCCCGGUACGAGGAGGUGUUGCAGUGGCUGCUGCAGGUAGACUCUGAGGCCGAGGACGUGUGGGAGGAAGGCCGAGUGGUCUGGACAGUGCAGUACGUCAUGGAGGCGGCGAGCAACGUGACCAACUGGACGUCGGCCGCUGCCGUCCAGGGAAGCCAGCCCAAGGCCGACCGCCACCGCGCCGCUUACAAACAUCAUCGGCGGCAAGCGGCCGUGCUAGCUGGACGGCGGAGGACGGCUCGGCUGUCUAGAGCCGCCACCAAGAUGCUCUACCUGGACGGCGUCAACGGCGUGUUGGACGGCGUCAAGCGCAAGAUAUCCGCCCGGUUCGAGAUACACAAGGACGACACCGAAGCCGUGCUGCCCAUAUCCAAGAACUGGGAAAUAAUCAACACGGCCGUAUUGACUGGAAAGCAGAUAUCACACGCGAUGAAAGUGUUUGUUGUCAGCUAUGCGGGCAAAAUAUCCGACGUCACCCGACAGUCCGUGUGUCAGAUAGAGGACGACAGCGUACUUAAGGUAACAUCGUCAUGCAGUUCGGUGUACGUGGACGGAUCAGAAAUUCGGGGCUCGUCCAAUGCUACGGUGAUCGUCAAAUACGAAUCGUAUACAGGUACGGCGCAUUUCAUUGUGUGGGUUCCAGAAAUCAACGAAAUGGACCUAACCAUUGCUGACCAGAAACUGAACCAGAUCAAAGGCUGGCGAGUGCCGGUAAGCCUAGAAGCUGAUGACGACAUGGACGAUUACGUCAACAAAUUGAAAAGAUCUGCCGAAGGCAAGGGUGGCGGUCACAUGAAAUCUCCGAUGCCGGAUGGCGAUUUCCGAUUAAACGAAAUGAUCACCGAGGAUAUGGUGGCCGAUGCAUAUGACAGGAAGACCAGCUGCCAGUUGAGAUUUCAACAGACGUCGGUCGAGAUAUACGCCAGGUUCAAGGCGACGGACCAUGAUUCGGGCCGGGUGAGCUACUUCGUGAACCGUCGGACGUGGUUAAAGGUGACCGAUCUGCUGCUGCAUUACCUGCGGUCGUCGGAUCCGCGGGUCGCGUCCAUCACUGGGCAAAUCGUGCGUGGACAUAACGCUGGCCGGACCGAGGUGCAGGUGAUCUCAGCGUUAUCCGGUCACGUGCUCGUGUCGAAGGAGAUCCGAGUGGUCAGCGACAAGGUGAGCGUGGCCCGGCUGGCGGUUAACGUCGUGUCCGGGCUGCAGCUGAACAUCCGGCCGGACGCGGCUGUGGAUAACAACUACAUAGCCGAGACGUCCGUGACCAGGAAGCUGACGGCCAAGUACCAGGAGGGCCUGCUGGACAUCGACUUGUGGUUCACAGACGACACGCGCACACCACUGCGGUCGGUGGCCAUGUCCGACUACGCGCUCCGCGUCGAGUCCACCAACCCCGACGUGGUGGCGUUUGCCCCCAUGGCCGCCUCGCCGCAUCCGCGAGUCAUAGCCGUCGGUUCUGGUAAGGGGCAGCUGCUGCGCGUGUCGUUCGGCCCGCCCGACGUCUGCGGCAAACACGAGGCAGUUAGCGGAGGCCGAAAGACCGUCCUACCGACCACGCUCAGCGAAACGGCGGCCGAAGUCCAAGUGGACUUUUCGUCGUCUCCAUACUCAGUCGAACAGUUCGUGCAGAACGACGGUGGCGGUGGCGGCGGCAGUGGCGUGCUGAACGUAGGACCACCCCGCGACAAAAAGGAUCACAACAAAGACUCGGCGGGAAUGUCUGGCAUCAAAGACGAAAACAACGAUGAACCCACAGUGCAAGCUCGACAACACAACAAUAACAACAAUAAUCAAAACAAUAUUAUCAACCACGGCGGCAACGGUAUUGGGAGCACAACCGUGCACGCCCACAAAGUACCCGCUCACGUGAGUCCAUUUGAACUCGGCUUGUAUACCCUUUUGGCAGCUCUUUGCUUCGCCAUCGUAGCGUUCGUCAUAUCGUGCGUCGUCUACGCGUCCAAAUACAAACAGAACUCGUUGGAAAUGCCCACUACUACGUUGAUGACAAAAUCGUUCAUGGGUAACAUGAACGGGGCUAAGGACGGUGGUGGAGGUAUUAGUGGAGGUGUCGGUAGUGCCAAACCUUUGUCAGAUGAACCGACUAUGAACGCCCAUGAUUGGGUGUGGCUAGGCAGAUCUACGUUAGAACGUUCGUCCGGCAUGCUUGUACCGUCCAUGGGCAACAAAUCACACAACAACAACAAUAAUAACAACCAAAUCAACGAGCACAAUAUGAGAAUUAUGUCAAAUCCCAUUUACGGCGUGGACAAUAACAGUAGUGGUAACAGUGGCAACCAGCAGCAGCAACAGCAAGUUUGCAGCAGAAAUCCUCCUCCGCAAAUCAAUACUUCCACGUACAGCGUUAAAGACCGGCUGUCCAACGGCAAUAUUGUUUUCAAUAAACUAUGGAAAGUACUUCCAACACCGAACGACCAAAACCUGGAGAAACCCGCUGAUUACAGGCCACCGGUGCCGCCGCAUAGGACGCAAUUGAAUAACGUGGACAACAUAAUGAUUGGUGACGAUGACAAUGACGAACAAGCGCCACCACCUCCAAAACGGCAACACCAUCACCACCAUCACCAUCACCGUAACCGCAGUCAAGGUGGUGGCAGAUCCUCAUCGGUUGCUGGUAACCCUAAACUGCCGGAGAGGAACUCCGACCCACUAUUCGUCGAAACCUGUAACCGGAGAUCAAUGGAUGUAAAACGGGCGGCAAUCAUUGGGAACCCGAUGUUUGCCUUCGAUCCUGCGUCCGCAGAUCAGAAGCAUCAGAACGCCGGUAACAGUGACACUAUCAAACUCGAUGACCUCAACCUUGGCAUGGAUUAUAAACAGCUGAUGGAGUAUUUUGACAACCUGAAAGAGUCAAACGCUUAAUUUGUCGUGGCCAAUCACAUACCUAUGUCGUUUUGCACACCCUUCCCUAUUAUCAGUAACCAUACAUGCACUCACACCACUGCAAUGAACCUACACGUGGGCCAUUUACCUAACUCCCGUCCUCGCUCGCGCCGCUCCCGGUUCCCUCACUACUUCUGUUAAUGAUCUUAUUGUCGCACAUAAAAAGUCAAUUAAUUCAAAGGUUGUCGUUGUAUGAACUAUAUACGCUAUAAAUAACUAUGAUAUUAAAAAUACGCUCUAUAUUAGUUUACGUCAAAAAGUAUAAAUCGUAAACUUCAGUAUUUCAUUGAAAAAUGCGAUGAAAAUAAUGUUAACUAUUUUCACGUUUACGGUUGUGAGGUGAAUUUUGACCCAAAUUUCUAGAAUAAAGAUUUAAGCUUAGGUUGUUUCCGGUUGUUGAAAACACAACGAUACCUAAUGACCCAAUUAUUAUAAUUAUUAUAUAAACACGAUAUCUAUAGUCGAUACAUUAUUAGCCUUUGCUACUAAUUGUAUCUUCUAAAAUUUCUUUCUAAAAUAAACCUAAUCUAUCUAAAUUUAUAUACAAAAUAUAAUUAUAUAUUGAUGUUUUGAACUAUCUACUUAAGAUUUAUUUCUCGGACUUACAUUAUGAAGAAAAAAAAUUAACUUCUAGACUAUAAUACUAUAUUAUAUGUAUUCAAACAAGCUUGUAUAGUCUCUCUCUAUAAUAGUAAAUUUAUACAAAAAUAUUAGUUCCUUAACCCAAAUCAUUGUUAUAAAUAUUAUUAUCACAAUGAUAUAACAGAUAGAAAAAUAAUAAAAAUAAGAAUAGAUAAUUCGUGUUACAUCUGUGCUAAAUGAUACCUUCGUUAUUUCCUAUUUUUUAUAAUAUGUACGACAAUUAUUGCCACUGUUAAUAAUAAUUAAGUUUCCAAUUUCGCUCUACACGUGUUUAUCUGAAUGUUCCUAAUUUAUUGUAUCACUAUUUUGAUAAUAUUAUUUAAGCGAUUUCCCUUUUAAAUCA
Molecule: messenger RNA, 5934 nt
Organism: Rhopalosiphum maidis (corn leaf aphid)
Lineage: Eukaryota; Metazoa; Arthropoda; Insecta; Hemiptera; Aphididae
Gene: dtn
Product: transmembrane protein 132E
Exons: 10
Coding region: 861-4928 (1355 amino acids)
Source: RefSeq, a predicted model, not a curated record